Messenger RNA from Helianthus annuus (common sunflower), 2034 nucleotides. Its product is annotated as hexokinase-3. Gene Ontology annotation, molecular function: fructokinase activity; D-glucose binding; glucokinase activity. Gene Ontology annotation, biological process: glucose 6-phosphate metabolic process; intracellular glucose homeostasis; glycolytic process. Bases 220 to 1566 code for a protein of 448 amino acids. Gene Ontology annotation, cellular component: cytosol; mitochondrion. NCBI's taxonomy places the organism in Eukaryota, Viridiplantae, Streptophyta, Magnoliopsida, Asterales, Asteraceae. The transcript is spliced from 9 exons. The record is from RefSeq and is a predicted model, not a curated record.
UCUGACCUCUCUUUCUCUCUCAAGCAUUUCAUCAAACACCUUCUCUACAUUUCACCACCACCAUAACUCCACCGGAAACAGCAUAUUCCGGCGACAAAUAACCGUCAAGUCCUCCACAAACCACCACUUUCUGUUCACAUCUUCCUCUAUAAACCGACGAUGUAACCGGAGAUGACGGAAACCGGUUAACCACUCGAUUGUCGAACAAACUGUUAAUAGAUGGGGAAGUUAGGGUUAGGUAUAGCGGCGGCGUGUGCGGUGGCGAGUUGCGCGGUUGCGGCGGUGAUGGUAGGGCGGAGAGUGCGGAGUCGGAGACGGUGGUGGAAGGUUGUUACGGCGGUGCAGGAGCUUGAAGCUGCGGCGGCGACGCCGGUCGGACGGUUGAGACAGGUGGUGGAUGCUAUGGCGGUUGAGAUGCACGCCGGUUUAGCGUCUGAAGGCGGUAGUAAGCUUAAGAUGUUGCUCACAUUUGUUGAUAAUCUUCCCGACGGGAGUGAAAAUGGAAUAUAUUAUGCCUUACAUGUUGGCGGCACCAAUUUUCGGAUUCUAAAAAUCCAGCUUGGCGGUCAAAGGUCAAUUCUUGGGCGUGAUGUCGAGAGGAAACCCAUUCCACAGAGUUUAAUGACCAGCACAAGCGAGGAAUUUUUUGAUUUUAUUGCGUUGGCCCUCAAGGAAUUUAUUGAAAGAAUGGGAAACAAUUUGCAGCUUUCACAAGUUAGAGGAAAGGAUUUGGGCUUUACGUUCUCGUUUCCUGUGAAACAGACGUCUGUUUCGUCAGGCACUUUGAUCAAGUGGACUAAAGGUUUUGCCAUCGAAGACAUGGUUGAAAAAGACGUCGUUGAAUGUCUGCAAAAAGCAUUGUCUAGAAGAGGUCUAGAUAUGAAUGUCGCUGCACUUGUGAAUGAUAGUGUGGGAACAUUGGCUGUUGGGCACUUUCUUGAUAAAGACACAGUUGCCGCAGUGGUAAUUGGUACUGGCACCAACGCCUGUUAUUUAGAGCGGGCCGAUGCGGUUAUUAAAUGUCAAGGCCUUCUCUCGACUUCAGGAGGCAUGGUUAUCAACAUGGAAUGGGGUAAUUUUUGGUCCUCACAUUUACCUCGAACAUCAUAUGACACUGAUCUUGACGUUGAGAGCCAAAACCCAAAUGAUCAGGGUUUUGAGAAAAUGAUAUCGGGAAUGUAUCUAGGUGACAUAGUACGAAGAGUAAUUCACAGGCUGUCGAUAGAAUCUGAUAUCUUUGGACCAUUGUCUUAUAAGCUGUCAACACGCUUCGUGUUGAGUACACCAUUAAUGGCAGCCAUGCAUGAAGAUGAUUCUCCCGACUUGCGUGAAGUUGCCAAGAUUUUAGAAGAAACCUUGGAUGUAAGAUGUUGCCAAUAUACACACACUAGAGAUACGCGAUGUCCCAUUAAAAGCAAGAAAAAUCAUGGUCAAAGUAUGCGAUGUGGUAACAAGAAGGGCUGCCAGGCUGGUCGCUGCAGGCAUUGUCGGGAUCUUGAAAAAGAUCGGGCGAGACGGGACAGGUGGCAUUUCGAGUGGAAGAAUCAAAGGUUACAAAAGUGGUAAAAUGAGAAGAACCGUGGUGGCGGUUGAAGGCGGAUUAUACACAAGCUACACCGUUUUCAGAGAAUAUUUAAACGAAGCUGUUGCGGAGAUAUUAGGGGAAGAAAUCGCCCCGUAUGUGAUCCUCAAAACAAUGGAAGAUGGAUCAGGGAUCGGAGCGGCUAUGUUGGCGGCUUCGAAUUCGGCCAGAAGUGUGGAUACAGUACAGGUUCUAUGAACAUAUAUAUUUAUAUAUAAAUAUAUAGAUAUACAUAUUAUAGCACCUGUAAAUUGUAAAUGUUUCCAUUUUUCUAUGUAUAGAAGGAAGUUGUAAAUAGGUCAUAUAGCAGUAGAUUAAGUUUGUGUCAGUUCUUUGUAGUUUCAGAAUGUGUUCAUUCAUUUCUUAGGGUGAAAUAGUAGCAAUUUGUGUUUUUUGGGUUGCUGAAUUGUGCAGAUUUUGUAGUUUUUAAGUUAUUAAUGUUUGGUAAAAAA